Messenger RNA from Apiotrichum porosum, 663 nucleotides. RefSeq names its product UPRTase (gene FUR1). The transcript is spliced from 14 exons. Lineage: Eukaryota; Fungi; Basidiomycota; Tremellomycetes; Trichosporonales; Trichosporonaceae. The record is from RefSeq and is a predicted model, not a curated record. The coding region runs from base 1 to 663 and encodes 220 amino acids.
AUGGCCUCCACUUCCCAGAACCACCAGUACGGCGAGAACGUCAUCGUCCUCCCCCCCACUGCCCAGCUCCAGGCUCUCCUCACUCUGAUCCGUGACGAGAAGACCCACCGUGGUGACUUUGUCUUCUACUCGGACCGCAUCAUCCGUCUCCUUGUCGAGGAAGGCCUCAACAACCUUCCCGUCGUGCCCAAGGAGGUUCGCACUCCUACUGGCGUCGACUUCAACGGUGUCUCGUUCGAGGGCCGUAUCUGCGGUGUGUCGAUCAUGCGCGCCGGCGAGGCUAUGGAGGCUGGUCUCCGUGACUGCUGCCGUUCUGUUCGCAUUGGCAAGAUCCUUAUCCAGCGCGAUGAGGAGACCACCCUCCCCAAGCUCUUCUACGCCAAGCUGCCCGAGGACAUUUCUGACCGUUUCGUUCUCCUCCUCGACCCCAUGCUCGCGACCGGUGGCUCGUGCCUCAAGGCGAUUGAGGUCCUCCUCGAGCACGGUGUCAAGGAGGACAAGAUCCUCUUCCUCAACCUCAUCGCGUCGCCCCUCGGUAUCCAGGCCGUCAGCCAGCGCUUCCCCAAGAUGAAGACCAUCACUGCCUGGGUCGACGCUGGUCUUGACGAGCACGCGUACAUCACCCCUGGUCUCGGUGACUUUGGAGACCGCUACUUCCUUUAA